AUGGGCGGCAAAGAUGGUUACAGUUUGGAUCUGGCCGGUUUGGACAAUGGCCAGUUCUAUAUUAUACAUGUCCCAGCAUUAACAUGUAUAUUUUUGAGCUUUAUAUCAGCUAUUUGUGUAAUAGUAGUAUCAUUCAAGAAAAAGAGCUACAAAACAUUUUUCUCAUGGUCAAGAAGCGAAAGAUUCGUAGUUUAUAUGGCGAUUUGCGACUGUCUGUUUAACGUUGCUCAUACGAUGGAUCACAUGCAUAUUGCUAUUACAAAGGAUCACCCGCAUCCAAAAGGUAUCUGUAUCUUUUAUGGGUUCAUGCUUGCCGUGUUUAUAACAGCACAAACUUUAAUGGUCAACAUCGUAGCCAUCAACGCCUUUAUGUUGAUCUUUUUUCGCAAGCAGAUUAAUUUUGGGAAAAAUGACUGGAGACUUUUAACAUACAUAUUUGCAGUUCCGACAGUUGGAGGAAUUAUCGGGAUAGCUCUUGAUCAGAUGGGACCAAAUGGCUCUUUCUGCUAUUUUGAUGGUGUGAAUGGAAAGCAGAUGGGUGUGUUCUUUACAACUGUUCCAUUACUGGCUGUAUUGUUCCUCAACAGUGUGUUCUAUGGGCUGACGUAUUUUCGUAUUCACCAAGAAGGUAAACGUCUAAAAGAUACCGUUGGCGAAAAUGCAGCGUCUGUUAAAGGGGCACACAAAGCGGCGAAAACCAUGUCGCUGUUCGUAACAGCUUUCUUCAUUCAAUGGUGGGCCAUGGCAAUAUAUGGAGCAUGGCAAUUGGUCGAGGAUGUUCCACAGUUGCUAUUUCAGGCUGUCACAACCUUCUCUAAUCUUGGUGGUGUUCUAAAUGGAAUUGUCUUUAUUAUCAUUAAGAAGAGACAGAACACAACAGAACAAGAAUCCAAAUCAGUGACGCAAACAACAAAAGCCUGA
This is a messenger RNA of Mytilus californianus (California mussel), 921 nucleotides long. RefSeq lists its product as uncharacterized. Gene Ontology annotation, biological process: adenylate cyclase-activating G protein-coupled receptor signaling pathway. Lineage: Eukaryota; Metazoa; Mollusca; Bivalvia; Mytilida; Mytilidae. The record is from RefSeq and is a predicted model, not a curated record. The transcript is spliced from 2 exons. Gene Ontology annotation, molecular function: G protein-coupled receptor activity. Bases 1 to 921 code for a protein of 306 amino acids. Gene Ontology annotation, cellular component: plasma membrane.